Molecule: messenger RNA, 3142 nt
Organism: Pseudonaja textilis
Lineage: Eukaryota; Metazoa; Chordata; Lepidosauria; Squamata; Elapidae
Source: RefSeq, a predicted model, not a curated record
AGAAAGCACUUUGGGAACGACCACCCCGACCUGGAUGAUGGAGAAACUCCGUAGAACGCAACUUUCCAAAAAGUUUUACCUUGCUCCGCGGUGUCUUGAAAUCAGGAAUGAAGGAAGGCAGCAAAGGGCUUUUAAGAUUCUGAUUUACCACCUGCAACGUCAAAAAACCCGAUCUGUGAUGACAACAAUGCCAAUUCUAAGGAGCAGCUUGGGGUCCGCAGACCAUAAUGUCGCAAAUGAGCUUUCUGGCAUGCACGAAACAAUAUUUUCCAGUGAGAUACUGCCUUCUGACAUCAGUUCGACAGAGGUGGUUGUGAAAACUGGGUAUCAGGACCCCCUAUACCUCAGUGCCGCCCACAUUUUCCAAAGCGUCCGUAAUGAAAAACCUGACGACAAAAUCCUGGUGAAAUAUGGCACCGGCCCAUUGCCAUCUCUUCCGGAUUUCAAAGACGAAGAAUCCCAGCGUUUGUCCUACGAACUGGCGUUCAGCGCUCUAAAAUAUCAAGACGUUUUGGAAUACAUGUUGAUAGACAGCGGCGUUUACCCAUUGCAAUCCAUAUCUGAUGACCUGACCAGCUUAGUCGUGGUGAUGCUGUAUGACCUUCAGGACCGGAAGUUUGAAGCGCGCUCGAUUCCUGAGGACGAAGAAACCGUAGCAGAAGUUCAAGAAGUGGAGCGUUAUCUCUGCAGUUCUUUUUCGCUUCCGUAAUGUGCCGUUGUUAAUAACACCUGUGGUUUAUUGCACAGUCUGGAAGAAGUUCACAGCUUCUUACAGAAAGAAGGCUUCACCAAAGUACAGUCCAUCUCCGAUUUUGAUGGUGACACGUAUUGCCUGGACAAGCACUGUGAAGACGGACUCAUUUUCCCAUCCUCUCUUAAAGAAAAGCUGCUGACCUUGGAACUCUACACUGAUCACAAGCUCCUCUUGCAAGAUAACUCCCGGAGUCUGGCUGUACAUUCGGUGAAAGCUCUGUUGAAUAUGGACGAUGAUGUUUUAAUUGCACAAAUGGGGUCCUGGCUCACUGUGGCCCACAUGUCAGUGCUGACCAAUCAGGACACUUCCCGGGUGUUUGUAUGCGGAGUGAAGUCUGCAGCCAGAGAGGCUGAAUUGAAGGAUCUCUUUGCGCGCAUGGAGUGUAAAAAUAUCGAGCUGCUUCAUGAAGAUUUUACCAACAUCGAGCCCACGUUUUCCAAGCUGCAGAAAGUGAAAGUCAUAUUGCUCCUGCCUCGCUGUUCUGGCCUGGGGGUCAGCAAUCCGAUUGAAUUUAUUUUAAAAGAGCACGAAGAUGCAGAGUUACUUCGGGACCUGUCUCAAGGAUCGGUAGCUGAGGACAAACUAAGCACUCUGGCUCAACAGCAGCUGAAGGAGCUGACCCAUGCCAUGCAGUUUGUUAAAGUACAAGCUCUGAUCUACUGCACCUGCUCGUUGUACCCAGAAGAAAACGAAGUGGUAGUGAACAAAGCGUUGGCAUCUGGAGCGGAAGGAGCAAAGGCCCAGCCGUACAAGCUUUGUCCCCCAGUUCUUCCUUUGUGUUCCAAGUCAGAAGUCAACGUCUCUGAACAGAACUUCUUCCGGUUGGAGCCCUCAGAGAUUUCAAAUAGCUGUUUUAUUGCGGUUUUAACCCGAGAGCGCGAUCCAUCUGAAUCGGUGUCCGUGAAGGACGUUUUGGCUCGUGCCGCGGCCAAAGGCCUGUUGGACGGGAUCGACCUGGCCAAGCCAUCCAAGAGAGAAGAGAAAAAGAAGAAGAAACACCGAGCCGCCCUGUCGAAGAAUCCAAUUAAAGAGGCCGUGAUGCAAUCCCGGAUUCAGGAGUUCCUGGAACGAGAGAUGAAAUCUGGGACGAUGGAGACUGCCUCUCCCGGAUCAAAGGUGCCUUCCAGCAGCUCUCAGGUGAUGAACCAAGCCAGCGAGCCCAUCACCUUGAAGAAAGCGACCAGCCCUCUUUCGAACUCAUCUCUGCCCAUAAUGGCCAAGAAUAAUCUCACCGCCACCUCCACCAUGCAAAAGGUCUUGGAGAAACAACGGAAUGCCGGGAAGGCCAGGAACGAUGACCGAGUCAUGAUUUUGAAGCCGGUUGAGAUUGUCCUCCCCCCGGUGAUGAUGCCGUAUUUUAACCCCCAAGGGAACAGGGCCCAGAUUUCCACGAACCACUGUUACUACCGCUGGAUCGGGGCAAAACACGGGGCACUCAGCCCUUCGGCAUCCAAAAGACUGAUUAAGUCCAAAGAGCCUUCCUCGUCUACGGCAACCAAGCACUCUCGUCCGUGGCUUUGAAGUUUGACUGCCAUCUUGGUUUCUUUUGUUUUUGUUCUGUUUUUCCACACACGCACACACCCCGCAGAAUUUGAGACCGAUUUUCCUUUUAACAAGUCAGCUCCUUGAAUAUCGUUUUGGGCCCUAAAGUGCUUUUAGAAAAGAAAUUGGAAACCUGGAUCUCUUUUUGAGGUAAUUAACAAACGAGCUGUUUUACAGAUUAACAAACGAGCUGUUUUUUUAAAAAAUUAUUAUGACGAUGCCAUGCUUGCAUCCAGUUUCGGUACCUUUUGAAUGUCAACACCCCCCCUCCCCCCCCCCUAAAAAAGCACACUUCGAUUAUCAUUGGAGGGAACUUUAUAUAAAGUUUGAUGCGGGCUAGAGCUAAUUAGUUGUUAAGCCAGGACAGACCUACUUGUGUCUGAAUGGCUUUGAAGCGACUUGAAUUUGUAAAGGUGAACUGUAAACGAAAACCGGGGCGGGGGGCUACAUAGAAAAAUAAAAGAGGCUUCAUUUUUAAUCACCCCCCCCCCGAGAUAUUUCAGAUCAUUUUUUUUUUCUUGGGAAUUGGGAAUGCGUUCCCUGUUUCUGACUUUAGUUUCUGACUUCAACUGAUCUUUGUAGAGACUCCCGCUGGAUUAAAAGCCCACUCGUAAGAAAGAACCGCCCUUUGAAAAGUACAAACUGGCUUUGGAAGAGAAAUCCUAACUAAACAACAGACAUUUGGAUUUCAAGAGGCUUUUUUUCUGGCGUUGGUGUCACUAUUAACACGCUUUCCUUCAGCUUCCACGUGAUCCCGGGCUUCAUUAGCAACUCAGUAUAAAUCAUCAAGUUAUUAACGCCGUACGGUUGACUGGAAACGGAGCAUAUUAAACAAUUCCUGAUUAA